This is a messenger RNA of Argentina anserina (silverweed cinquefoil), 2061 nucleotides long. RefSeq lists its product as uncharacterized. The coding region runs from base 185 to 1909 and encodes 574 amino acids. Gene Ontology annotation, cellular component: cytoplasm. The record is from RefSeq and is a predicted model, not a curated record. The transcript is spliced from 9 exons. NCBI's taxonomy places the organism in Eukaryota, Viridiplantae, Streptophyta, Magnoliopsida, Rosales, Rosaceae.
UUUCCAACAGCGGCGGCAACAGUGGCACCCUUUCCCUCGUCCUCUCUUCUCUGUCUCCUACACUCCCUCACCGACCCCACAUCGUGAAACCCAAACUCAAUAGCUAAGUCGAACUCUAACACUAGUUUCUAGCCUCACCCACAACAACUUGCUCGCUAAUUUGGCUCCAAACAAAGCUCAAGCUAUGAGGGAAAUCGUCACCCUCCAAGUUGGAGGCUUCGCUAACUUCGUGGGUUCUCAUUUCUGGAACUUCCAGAAUGAGCUGCUUGAGUUGGCAGAAGACCCUGAAGCAGACGCGGUGUUCAAGAACCAGGCUUUGAACAUGGACGUUUUCUACCGCUAUGGUGAAACUCACCAGGGUGUUCCUACUUACACUCCUCGGCUGCUCUCUAUUGACCUUCAAGGUUCUCUUGGGUCUAUGAGUUCAUCUGGAACUUUGUACAAUGGGGGUUCAUCUGUACCAUCAAGUAUUAUGACAUGGGAUGGUAAUGUUACUACUCAAGCCUCUGAACCCCGCCGGAGAAAUUUGUUCUUGCAAAGUUUGUACCAGGAAGAGCAGGAGAAUUUUACUGUUGAAAAUGGAGUUAGUAGUGGGGAGAACAGUUCUCGAAAGGAAGUUUCUGACAGGGACAUUGUGGAACAGUUAGAAAAUGAUGUUCAAUACUGGACUGACUAUUCAAAGGCCCACUAUCAUCCCCAGAGUUUGUAUGAAUUAAGUGGAUCAUGGAUAGAUGCUCACAAGUUUGACAAUUAUGGGAUUGGAAGGGAUUCCUUUUCUGGGGGUUUACAUGGAGAAGAAAUGAGUGAUAGACUUCGUUUUUUCGUAGAAGAGUGUGACCAUAUCCAGGGCUUCCAGUUCAUUGUUGAUGACUCGGGAGGUUUCUCUCCGAUAGCAGUUGAUUUUCUGGAGGGUAUUGCAGAUGAAUACACAAAUGUUCCUGUGUUGCUCUAUGCUGUACGGGGUCCUGGCUCUGCAAUAGAUUCCACGAGCCAAAAGCAUAGAGUCAGCAGGAAGCUUCAUGAUGCGGUUUCAUUUUCAAAGCUGUCAUCUUUAUGUAAACUGAUUGUUCCAGUUGGGUUACCAUCACUGAGUAGAAGCAAAGCAUCAAAGCUUCUCUGCAUUAAAGAUGAACAGCAUUAUCAUUGCAGUGCAGUGUAUGCUGCUACCCUGCAUUCUGUUAGCAUGCCUUUCCGUAUGGAACCGCUUGGGCCCAAUGCAAACUCAACUUAUUCUUCUGGUGCUUUGACUGUGAAUGAGGUUGUGCAAAUCCUAUCAGGGCAAGCUAGACAGAAUAUGGUUGCUAUUCUCGACACUGCAAUGCCAGCACCUUCUUUAAGUGGAAGCCAGGUGGAACAAACUUUACUUCGCAACUUGCAGCCACUGACACCAGAGGUUUCAGAGCAUGUUAAAGACUUACAAUCUGUUGAAUCCAUGACUGUUCUCGGCGCCCUUGGAACCGGAAGUCAGCGGGCAUCAAUUAAUGAAGUAAGGGGUAUGGUACAUGCUGCUUAUGAGCAUGUAAUAACAAGGCCAAUAUUUAGCCAUCUUUCAGUGGCUCAAUGUCCUCUGCCAAUACCUUUGCCCUUUCCCUCAAUCUUUGGGAACCAUGUUGGCCAACAUGGUGAGCUUCUGGGCACCCCAGUUAUUGGUUCCUCAUCAAGGGGAUCACUUGAUGUCCAUUCCAUCCCUAUGGCAGCUAGACUGCAGUCUAGCAGUGCCAUCUUACCAUUUUUGGAGAAUAGAUUGACAGAUCUUCGCAAGAUUGGAAUUUCCAGAGGAGGACCUGGGGCAGAGUUACUUAGGAGUUGGGGCUUCGCAAAGGAUGAAUCAGAUGACAUGGGUGAGACACUGUCUAAAAUAAUAAUGGAAUUGAAUCCUCGCUUUCAAACUUCCUCGGAUUCAGAUUAAUUUCUGGUUAGUGUAAAUGUUCCUUUCUCUUGUCAUUUAUUUUUCUUUUUAUGUAAAUGACAGGUGUUUCGUAAUUUCUGUUUUUAAAAUCAGUUUACUUGAUGGAAGCAAAAAUUACACACUUGCAACUUGAUGACUGAUUAAUAACAACU